AAUUCUACCAAGAUGACGUCUGAGACAAACUUCCUUCAAUCCGUCCUCAUCACCGGAUGUAGCGCAGGUGGAAUUGGCUCGGCAUUGGCCGAAACAUUCCACGAACGCGGAAUGCAUGUUUUCGCGACAGCACGCUCGAUAUCCAAGAUGGCACACCUGGAGAAACUGCCCAACGUCAGUCUCCUGGAGCUCGACGUGACCGACUCGAAAAGCAUCGAAUCCGCCGUCGAGGCCGUCACCGCCAAGACAGGCGGUAAGCUGAACUAUCUGAUCAACAACUCGGGUCAGAGCCUGGUCUUGCCCGCUUUGGAUACGAGCCUUGAAGAUGCAAAAAAGCUGUUCGAUGUCAAUGUGUGGGGUGUAGUUGCUGUCACGCAAGCCUUUUCGCCCCUGAUCCUCGCAACCAAAGGAACCAUCGUCAAUAUUGCAUCCCUCUCUGCCUUCUUCCACUCCCCCUGGCUAAGCUUUUAUAACGCCUCAAAGGCAGCUGUGGAUGCUUACACCCAUACCAUCCGUCAGGAACUGGCCCCAUUUGGUGUUAGGGUUGUCACUGUAGCUGCGGGAACGGUACAGACCCACAUCUUCAGGCCUGUAGAGGAGGGUCUCCUACCUCCCGACUCCAUCUACAAAGCAGCCUCAGAAGAGAUUGAAGGUUUGGCAAGUGGAAAAUUAGUUCAUGGAGCUAUGCCCCCUGCCGAGUUUGCUAGGAAGGUCGCGAAUGAUGUUCUUGGUGGAGCCACUGGUACGAUUUUCAGAGGAACGAUGUCGACCGUGGCACGGGUAUUGUAUACUGUUGUUCCAACUUGGCUACUGGACCGCUUGACGUUCCCUGGUUCUGGUCUGAACAAGCUGAGCUGA
Molecule: messenger RNA, 858 nt
Organism: Aspergillus bombycis
Lineage: Eukaryota; Fungi; Ascomycota; Eurotiomycetes; Eurotiales; Aspergillaceae
Product: SDR family oxidoreductase
Exons: 3
Biological process (GO): triglyceride catabolic process; phosphatidic acid biosynthetic process
Cellular component (GO): lipid droplet; endoplasmic reticulum
Molecular function (GO): acylglycerone-phosphate reductase (NADP+) activity; triacylglycerol lipase activity
Source: RefSeq, a predicted model, not a curated record